This is a messenger RNA of Purpureocillium lilacinum, 2190 nucleotides long. RefSeq lists its product as uncharacterized. Lineage: Eukaryota; Fungi; Ascomycota; Sordariomycetes; Hypocreales; Ophiocordycipitaceae. The record is from RefSeq and is a predicted model, not a curated record.
AUGGUCUCAGAUAGCUUCCUGCCGUCAGGUGUGGUCGGCAACACCCUUGCGCCUACAUCGCCCAAUCGCCAAGAGACAACACUCAGCUUUGCUGCCAAUAGCAGCUGGGAUCACUCGGUUUUCGGCCAUGUCGGCGGGAAGCAGCGGUCCACCAACAGCAGCGCCAUGCCCGCCGGCUCGCCGACUGCGGGCACCAUCCCUAAGACUCGUGUUGAAUCAUCGACUUCGCCGUGUCUAGACAGAGGGCUUUCACCAAUGAACGCCCCCGCCCGGUCAUGUCCAGAGAGCAAUCCCGCACCCGCUGCGACAACAAGUACCACAACCCAGCAAUCCGCUCCCGACGGAGCAUCUGCGUCCCAUCCUCGCGCCCCCACCGACUUGGGCCACGGGACUGCCUCGUUGCAAGGCCAGUUCAGCGGCGCAGACAGCGAAACAUCGCAUAACCCCAGCCUCGGUUACUCGAAUACAAGCUCCUUCGAUACUGCUAGAGCGAAGAGCUCCUUGCAUACGCUGGCGUCUUUAGGCCUGGGCCUCAACCUCGAAGGCUUACACGACAACUCUACCCCCCCUUAUCCUGGUCACUCAGGAAGCAUAUCGCCCUGGCAACCCUUGGUGCACUCGGCACCCAGUGGUGGGACCGGGCUCUCGCCGCUUUCACCUCCUUUGCCUCCAUUACAACGGUCCGUCUCGGCCGACGCCACUGCACCCCAGCACGAGCUGCUCGGCGCUAUUCAACUGCUCCGACAGCAGCUUUCAUUCCUCGUCCAGGCUUGGAUGGCGGACCGGGAGCGCCUGGAGCCUCAGAAGCAGCAAGCCGAUGCAGACCUAGUGCGUCUACAAACGGCAAUGGACAAUGCUCGGGAGCAAUGGUCCAAUGAGAAAGGUGCUAUGGAGCAACAGUUGGAUUCCCUCCGCGCGCAGGUUCUUGUCCUGCAGGAAGAGAAUGCAGCAUUCAGAUCGGGCCAGUCAGGCCGCGAUCCCGCGAACAGUAAUUUCGCUCAGGUCGUUGGGCAGUCUCAAAAUAUUGUGGACAGUGCCACAGGGAACUCAACGUCAUCAUCUGAUCCCUCGGCUUCUAUCUUGUCGCCAAACCCAUCUGUUCAGAGCGGCAGCUCGAGAGCCGACGUCUUGUUGCUACCCCCUGGCCUCGAUGGAGCUUCAAGAAGGCCUCACUUUGCAGCCCAGGGUAGUGCUCGCACAUCUCCGACUGGACAUCCCGCACCUUUGCAGGUCGCAGCACUCGAUCCCCGGGUUCUGCCGCAGAAAGCUGCCGAUAAGGACUUCCUUGCGCCACCUUCCGAUGAGGACAAACAUCUCACCAUCAUCGACGUCCACGAGAUCGACCCCAAACUCGAGGGCAUACCCAUCAAAGCGAACGCGCUGAAGCGCGCCACGUUUUCACCACCAAGGAGCCAACCCCAGCUGAACCCUCUGGCCCGUAGGCCAGGUCAGGGCCGCGAGGCACCACCUAGGAGGCGCGAUUCACGCACUAGACGGUGGUCUCCACAUAGCCUUUCCAUCGAUCGAGGUAGGACAUCUCGGUUGAAUCGCACCUCCGCCAGAGACCAAACCAUGCAAGUCUUGGCCGCCGAAGAGUCACGGCGUUUGACAAUGCACGCCGGCCACACACCUAAUCACUCUUUGUCCCUGCUCCCGACUAUGACAGCGACAGGGGGUCGUUCAACCACUGAGCAGAGUCGUGUCGGAACACCAUCCGCGGAGUCUGGUGUAGCAGAGCAGACCGACGACGCCAUCACUGCUCCCCCUAUCGAUGAUCCGGGCUUGACAGAAAUUCGCGGCGAACCUGUCAUCGACACUGAGAGCUACGAGCCCACUACCGAGGGUCAUUUACAGCCUAGUGACGAUGUCCCUCUUAAGGGGCCUCUCAUGUUGAAGAAUCUGCCGGCACAGGACGACAUAUUUUUCGAGCAACUAAACAAGAAGUUGGAAUCUCUCAGCCGCGGACAAGACGCCUUGCCGAGUGUUCUUCAAUCAGAGGACGAGGAUUUGGACGCGCCUUCUGGACCGUCAGGGGCUCCUGGCCCACCAGAGCAGAGGCAUGCGCAGGUAUCCCAGACCGGCGGGUUUGAUGGAGACGACGAAACGGAGGAUGGCCAGAACCUCGAGCCCGAAGUACCUUUGAGAUUCAAGAGCACCAGCAACUUUGGCAAGCCAUUUGGCUCUUCAUGA